Triplophysa dalaica is the source of this 1490-nucleotide messenger RNA. RefSeq names its product oligodendrocyte transcription factor 3 (gene olig3). The record is from RefSeq and is a predicted model, not a curated record. Gene Ontology annotation, molecular function: protein dimerization activity. The transcript has a single exon. NCBI's taxonomy places the organism in Eukaryota, Metazoa, Chordata, Actinopteri, Cypriniformes, Nemacheilidae. Bases 567 to 1331 code for a protein of 254 amino acids.
ACUAUUUUUAUUUGAUGUUGGUACAUUAAACAGACAAACACAGCUAUAUAUUUUUUUGUAGAUUAUAUUUGCAUGCAUAAUCCGUGAAAUUCGAUUAAAAGUGCAAGUUGUGCUGUGAGGAUCAAACUGACCCGGCAUCGUUUCUUUAGUGCGCUGAAGUUUUUCCAAAGUUUCAGAGGCUAUAGCUCCUGGGCUGAAGUGUCCCCAUGGUGUCAUUACAAUGAAUAUGAAUAGAUACUCCUUUGGUCAAUGGGACAGUCAAAGCACACCGCUCCAGAUAAUGGGGACGUCAUCCUAACAAGACCGUUAUGAAAAGAGGGGCUCCUUUUGUAUGGCCCCUCUCUAGGCGCACUAUAAAUACGGAGAGCUGUGAUGCGUCGCCACAGAGCAAGAGGUGCGACUCAGAACGAAGUUAAACCAGGCAGCAGGCCUAGGUCUAUAUCAAACCGACUGCAAGAAAAAAAAGUCUCCAGUGGGAUAAAUCAGGUGAUCAAGCAGGAGUGACUUCAAAAUAAAAACGAGGCAAGGGAAAGAGACAACCUCCUAUACCCAAGCCCUGCCAUAAAAUGAAUUCGGACUCCAGCUCCAGCAGAGCUUCAUCUCCAGAUAUGGACCUGAUGUACCUACGCGAUCAUCUCCACCAGCCACAAGACGGACGCCUGAAUUCAGUGUCCUCCACGCAAAACGAGCUCCUGCAGAAGAUGGCGAGCGAGCACCUCUCCAAAUCGCCAUCCGGAAGCAAGUACAAACUCAAGAAGCAGGUGACGGAGAAUGAGAUCCAGCAGCUGCGCUUAAAAAUCAACGGCAGAGAGCGCAAGAGGAUGCACGACUUGAACCUGGCGAUGGACGGGCUCCGAGAGGUCAUGCCGUACGCCCACGGCCCGUCGGUGAGAAAGCUCUCCAAAAUCGCCACCCUUCUGCUGGCCAGAAACUACAUCCUGAUGUUGACGAGCUCUCUGGACGAGAUGAAGAGGCUGGUUGGAGAGAUUUACGGGGGUCAUCAUUCGGCGUUUCACUGCGGGACGGUGAGCCACACCGGUGCGCACUCGGUGAGCGCUGCGCACCAGGUGCAUCCCCUCCUCGGGAGCGCGCUAUCCUCGUCCACCUCCUCUGCGCUUCCCACCACGUUACCUGGACUUACAUCCAUCAGGGGGCCGCACUCUAUGAUGAAAAGCACCCCUGCCCCACCACUGCACCUCGGGGGCGGUUUUCAGCACUGGGCAGGCUUGCCUUGUCCGUGCACUAUUUGCCAGGUGCCACCACCUCCUCACAUUCCCAUCACUUCGACAGGACUGACGAGGCUUUCUGAAAACAAGGAAAUGAUGAAGUGAGCGCGAUGUGACACGGUGUAGUGUCGGUGAACUGUAAAUUGUGAACGGACUGGAUUCAGAGCUUAGCAUGAUGUGUUUGUCUGUCUGUUUGUCUGCUUUACCCCUUACGAAUUCAGAACUUCGUCCUUGUAACAAGGAUCUCGUCAAAUGCAUUGUAAG